Pocillopora damicornis (cauliflower coral) is the source of this 1573-nucleotide messenger RNA. RefSeq names its product putative serine incorporator. The record is from RefSeq and is a predicted model, not a curated record. Gene Ontology annotation, cellular component: membrane. Lineage: Eukaryota; Metazoa; Cnidaria; Anthozoa; Scleractinia; Pocilloporidae.
UCAAGUGGUUGUCAUCUGAACAAGUUCCUCAUCAGCUUCAACUUCAUAAUGUGUUUUGUCAUCUCAGCCAUUUCAAUUCUGCCCAAGAUCCAAGAAGUACAACCCAAGUCUGGUCUCCUUCAGGCCUCCAUCAUCUCUCUGUAUGCCAGCUACCUGACCCUAUCGGCUCUCUCCAAUGAACCAACAGAAAAAGUACAAUCUCAGGGAGGAAACAGCACCAGUCAAGAAAUUUGUGGGAGCUCAAUUGGGACAAUUGAAAACUCAGAGACACUGGCUUUAGUUGUUGGGCUUGUUAUAAUGUUCGUGCUUGUCAUUUACUCAAGUCUGAGAACAGUAGGAAGUGCAGAUAAACUGGCACCAUCAGCAGGGGCUAGUUCUAAAAAUGCUGAUGAGGAGAAAGGAGGACAGGAAAUAAUAAGCGAUGAAGAGGAAGAAGUGGCUUACAGUUACUCCUUUUUUCACUUCAUUUACUUCCUGGCCUCGCUGUAUAUUAUGAUGAUGCUCACAAAUUGGUACAGUCCCCAGGGCAGCGAUCUAGAGGAUUUCCAGAGGACUUCUGGAUCAGUAUGGGUCAAGAUGAUAUCUUGUUGGCUUGGUUUUGCAUUGUACCUGUGGACACUUUUAGCUCCUGCCUGCUUUCCAGACAGAGACUUCAGUCGUACUCUUGCUGCAUAACAGAGCAAUGAUAAAGCGUUCUAAACUUAGUGGUUAUUUUAAAGUAUAUAUCAUUGGAGUAUUAAAAGUUAAUAACAUGAUUUUGAGUAAAUUUUUCAAAGACAAAAAAACUGCACAGGCCCGUAGGGCGAGUGCAAUUUGUAGUCUUUGAAAAAUUUACAAGUGCGUAUUACACCAACUUGCAAGAGAACUCAUGUUAUUACUUGUUAAUAAUGUUCGUGAAAAAACAUCACAGAAAGUCAAGACAGACGAAAUGCUUUAACUGAGCAUGUGCUAUUUGUAAUUUGCGUCCGUGUUACAACUUUGCACUCGUGUUGCAUUAAAAGGCCUUUGUUUUCAACCUGUCAGAAGCGGGUAAUUUUUUCAUGUACAUUAUUACUGACGAAAGUUUUGUAUAACUGCAUUUGUUUUGCUGGGGUUUACUCUCUAAUUAGUUUAAAGAAAACUCAUGCCACCUUCUCACCCAAUCAGAUGCAAGACUAAAAGUUAGGGCCUCUAGGUCACUCGUGCUUUGCGUUUUCAUUGGCUCCCUUGGAUAUAACCCCUUGCUCCGAUUGGCCUUCGAGAUAUUCGCGGUAGCAUUGACCGGUUUAGUUGAAAGUUGCUCCAAGCAAUAAAAUGAGGUUUAGAUUUUGGUGCAAGGAGUAACGCGAACCAAACUGUUCAGUCAGAAUUAUUAGUAUUUUUUUUUCACAGAAGCUUGAGGUUAUAAGCUAAUGGCACUUCGUGGACUGCUAGAUCAUAUUUAUUAUAUGUACGAUAUAUAACUCGCGAAAAUGCGUCUGAGAAAGUUAACUGAUGGGAAGCAGUUUUAUAUUUGUGUAGUUAAACUGGAAAAUAAUCUUACUUGUAAUGCAAUUGUAAUUUUUAAAAAUAAAUUCAGUAGAACUGAGUCAUA